This is a messenger RNA of Macrosteles quadrilineatus (aster leafhopper), 1658 nucleotides long. RefSeq names its product CLIP domain-containing serine protease HP8-like. The record is from RefSeq and is a predicted model, not a curated record. The transcript is spliced from 14 exons. Gene Ontology annotation, molecular function: serine-type endopeptidase activity. The coding region runs from base 75 to 1658 and encodes 527 amino acids. Gene Ontology annotation, biological process: proteolysis. NCBI's taxonomy places the organism in Eukaryota, Metazoa, Arthropoda, Insecta, Hemiptera, Cicadellidae.
UUCUGUUAAAAGAAUAAGGUCACUACUAACCUGUUUUCCGUGUCAAGUAGCUCUGUGGUUUUAUAUAAGGUUGGAUGAAAAUGUCAACACAUUUUGCAGUGAUUUUGAUUAGUAUUUUCAUUUUUUCCUGUAUCAAUGCAGUUGUGUUGCAAGAUGAAAAUAGUGGCUAUUCAGAAAUAAAUGGUUUGAACAAAAAACUUUACCCAAACAAUCUUACUACCUUGAAGGAAACUGAUGAGGUGGAAGAACAUUUUGGCUGCAAGAUAAUGAGGGAUCUGAGGGUCGAGUCUAUGAUUUGUUUUGACAAGGUUGGCACCCUUGAAUGUACCAGAACAUUACCAGUAGGUACCCUGGUCUGGUUCUCGUGUCCCCUAUAUUACAAAGCACCCAACAAAAUGUCUAUGUGCAAGAGUGAUGGAGGUUGGACCGUUCCCAUAAAAUGUAAACCAGAGUGUGGGGUCAAGUCUUCAGAAGCUAUACCACUGAUCAUGCAUGGCAAGGGUGCUGUGUUAGGUCAGUUCCCAUGGGCAGCAGCUCUCUACCUCCGUUUUGACAAACAGUGGAGUUUCAACUGUGGAGGGACCCUCAUUGCUGACAAUGUUGUAAUUACAGCGGCUCAUUGUACAUGGAAUAUUGAAAAAGAGAGUAUGCUAAUUUCUCUAGGAAAUAUUCCUCGCACGCUACCAACAAACGUUAACCAUCCACAAGUAUUCAAGAUUAAAAGAGUUUACAUCCUGCCAGUAUUUAGAGAGGCAACAAACUAUUACAACAGUGAUAUUGCCAUUCUGGUUUUGGAGACACCUGCUCAGUUGUCUGAAAGUAUCUUACCAGCUUGUUUGCCCGAUUCAGUUGGAAAUGUUUCUGUAACACCGUUCACAAGUGGAGUCGUUGCAGGCUGGGGAAUGAACGAGAAAAGGGAACAACCAGAAAGCCUUAAUUACAUGAAAGUUCCAAUAAUUGAUAUGGUUAAAUGCAUGAAAAAUGUUCCAAAACAAUUCCGAAAAUUUAUGUCUUUUACGUCGUUUUGUGCAGGUUAUAUAAAUGGUACAGGAGCAUGUAAUGGUGACAGUGGUAAUGGACUGCUAACUGAGACUGAUGGUCGCUGGGUGUUGCAAGGUGUUGUCAAUAUUGUAAUGUUUCAUCUGACCUAUGGUACAGGAGCAUGUAAUGGUGACAGUGGUAAUGGACUGCUGACUGAGACUGAUGGUCGCUGGGUGUUGCAAGGUACAGGAGCAUGUAAUGGUGACAGUGGUAAUGGACUGCUGACUGAGACUGAUGGUCGCUGGGUGUUGCAAGGUACAGGAGCAUGUAAUGGUGACAGUGGUAAUGGACUGCUGACUGAGACUGAUGGUCGCUGGGUGUUGCAAGGUACAGGAGCAUGUAAUGGUGACAGUGGUAAUGGACUGCUGACUGAGACUGAUGGUCGCUGGGUGUUGCAAGGUACAGGAGCAUGUAAUGGUGACAGUGGUAAUGGACUGCUAACUGAGACUGAUGGUCGCUGGGUGUUGCAAGGUGUUGUCAGUAUUAGUCCUCGCCGUGGAACUUCCAGAUUCUGUCAUCCCAGAAACUACUCUCUUUAUACCAAGGUCAUGAUCUAUGUGGACUGGAUUCUGAAAGUUCUUGCAUUUGAAGACAUAAAAACACUACAGGAUGAUUAG